Messenger RNA from Neomonachus schauinslandi (Hawaiian monk seal), 726 nucleotides. It is a transcript of the gene CLEC9A, whose product is annotated as C-type lectin domain containing 9A. Bases 1 to 726 code for a protein of 241 amino acids. The transcript is spliced from 6 exons. The record is from RefSeq and is a predicted model, not a curated record. Gene Ontology annotation, biological process: receptor-mediated endocytosis. NCBI's taxonomy places the organism in Eukaryota, Metazoa, Chordata, Mammalia, Carnivora, Phocidae. Gene Ontology annotation, cellular component: membrane; cell surface.
AUGCAGGAGGAAGAAACAUACACCUCUCUUCAGUGGGAUGAUCCAACACCAAGCCCUUACCAGAAACAUCUGUCUUCCACCAAAUAUUCAGGAGCAUGGUGUCUGGUGAUGGUGAUUUCAUGUAUUCUCUGCGUGGGCUCAGUAACAACCUCUGUUUUCUUGGGGAUCAAGUUGUUCCAGGUAUCCACUAUUGCAAUGAAGCAGCAAGAAAAACUCAUCCAUCAGGACAGAGCACUGUUGAAUUUCACACAAUGGAAGAGAAACCGUAACCUUCAGAUGAAAUAUUGCCAAACCUUGAUGCAAAACUCUUUCAGUUUAGCCCAUAACUGCAACCCUUGUCCAGACAACUGGAUUCAGAAUGGAGGAAGUUGUUACCGUGUCUUUGAAAACUGGAAAUCUUGGCACACCAGUAAAGAGGACUGUUUGAAGGAGGGUUCUAAUCUUCUACAAAUAGACAGCAAAGAAGAAAUGGACUUUAUCACUGGCAGCCUGAGGACGGUCAAAAGAGGCUAUGAUUACUGGGUGGGGCUGUCUCAGGAUGGACUCAGCAGAGCUUGGCUUUGGGAGGAUGGCUCCUCUCCUUCCCCUGACCUAUCACCAAUACAGACACUCCAAUCAACUGACCAGCUCUGUGGAUAUUUCAAGGUCAAGUUCCUUUCUUCUGCUAACUGCAGCAUUUGGAAAUAUUUUAUCUGUGAGAAGUAUGCAUUAAGAUCCUCUAUCUGA